AUCCAAUGUCUAAACCUCUGCAAACCCUCGGCACGUUCGUCUCUUCGCAGUCUGCGCUCUACAAUGCUUUCUCGCUUAAUCUCCAAAUCGUCUCAAUUUCAUCGCCUGUUAGCUGUAAUUCCUUCUAAAUCUUGUUUGCUGGCUUCGAAACCGAUCAAUUUGAGCCCCAUUUUGUCGAAUCCGGUGGAUUAUUUCGCCCCUAAGGUUUCGCAUUUCGCGUAUUUUUCGACAAAAAGGGGGAGGGGAGGGUCUGGCGAUGAUUCAGCUAAUUCGACUACCGAUUUGUGGAAACUUUCAUCAGAGGCUGACGACCAGGAUGAGGAAUCUGUGUUUCCGUCGGACUCUGCAAGCCUCGAAGGACUUGAGGAUGUAGACGGCGAGUUAUUUCAGAAUGGCGAUGGUAAGGAGGGUGAAAUUGCACCCGAGGUUGAAGGUAAGGACAUGAAUUUAGUGAGUAGCGAUGUUUCCACUCCGGCGGAAGCAAAUAGCGGCGGCGGGUUUGAGGACUGGGGGACGCAUGAGGAUUUUAAAGCUUGGGAUUUCGCGGCGGAGGGGAAAGAAGCUGCGGAGGAUGUGUUUGGCGUUGAAGGAGAGAUUGGGGAAACCGAUUUCGGUGGUUUGGCGGAUGAAUCUGGGGACAGCGUUGGAAACGAAAAGAGUGAGCAGCAGAAGGAGCUUGAAUCGGAGGCUAAAGCCUUGACAGAAGUUAUCAAAGGGCCGGAUCGUGCGUUUGGUGAUCUAAUAGCUGCAUCGGGGAUAACGGACGAGAUGCUGGACAGUUUAAUUGCUUUAAAGGACUUUGAAGGCAUUCAAGGACUUCCUCCUCUAUCCGAAAUUGAAGACAGCCGAUACAUGAAGAAUACCCGAAAAUCCAGCCGAGCUGAAAUAGAGCGCCAAAAACAAGAGGAGGUGGCGAAGGCACGAAUCAGACAGGUGGAUGCUAAGGGAAGGGCUUAUGGAACCGGUAGAAGGAAAUGCAGUAUCGCCCGUGUCUGGAUUCAGCCGGGGGACGGCAAAUUUAUGGUAAAUGACAAAGAAUUUGACGUAUAUUUCCCAAUGCUCGAUCAACGAGCUGCUCUUCUCCGCCCUUUCUCUGAAACAAAAACAUUGGGCAUGUGGGAUGUUAAUUGCACCGUUAAAGGAGGGGGCACCUCAGGUCAAGUUGGAGCCAUUCGAUUGGGCGUCAGCCGAGCAUUACAAAAUUGGGAACCCGGAUUCCGCCCUCCUUUGAAAGAAGCCGGUUUUCUAACAAGGGAUUCAAGAGUAGUCGAAAGGAAGAAGCCCGGAAAAGCUAAAGCGAGGAAAAGCUUCCAAUGGGUCAAGCGUUAGCCCAAUUCUUACACAAAUCCAAAUUCUUCCCUCGGUAUGUCUUUUACAAUAAGAAGAAGCUCUUGUUUUAGUCGAAAAUUAUAUCGCUUGACCUUAAUUUUGAGUAUGGGAAUUAGCAAGUCGCCUCUCCUUCCCCUACCUCUAUGAGUUUGUGUGUUAAUGAUGCAGCAGCAACAAGUGCUUUGUAUAAUGGGGAUUCAAAAUUCUUUUUAUGGUAUAUUUUUGACCUUGGGGCAUCUUGUAUUGGAAACAUGAGAUUUCUAAAUGAAGAAACUUUAAUGAACUUGACAUGACACUCGUUUGUUUCUUU
Molecule: messenger RNA, 1639 nt
Organism: Andrographis paniculata
Lineage: Eukaryota; Viridiplantae; Streptophyta; Magnoliopsida; Lamiales; Acanthaceae
Product: 30S ribosomal protein S9, mitochondrial
Exons: 4
Coding region: 64-1329 (421 amino acids)
Biological process (GO): translation
Cellular component (GO): ribosome; cytosolic small ribosomal subunit
Molecular function (GO): RNA binding; structural constituent of ribosome
Source: RefSeq, a predicted model, not a curated record